Molecule: messenger RNA, 1236 nt
Organism: Xenopus tropicalis (tropical clawed frog)
Lineage: Eukaryota; Metazoa; Chordata; Amphibia; Anura; Pipidae
Gene: hrh4.e1
Product: histamine receptor H4 gene e1
Exons: 5
Coding region: 1-1236 (411 amino acids)
Biological process (GO): signal transduction; G protein-coupled receptor signaling pathway
Cellular component (GO): membrane; plasma membrane
Molecular function (GO): G protein-coupled receptor activity; histamine receptor activity
Source: RefSeq, a predicted model, not a curated record
AUGUCAUUUAAAAUCACUAGUGGUCUGGAAAAUCAGUUUCAGGAAGGUGUAAAUAUCCUGCUUUUAAUACUGAUAUCAUUUCUUGUUUUACUCAUAGUUCUAGGCAAUAGUAUUGUUAUGCUGGCUUUCAUUAUGGACAAAAGACUAAGAAAUCAGUCUAACUUCUUUCUUCUUAAUUUGGCUAUUUGCGAUUUUUUUGUAGGUGCAAUUACAAUUCCUAUGUAUAUGCCGUAUAUAUUCACUGGGAAAUGGAUGCUUGGAAGAUUUCUCUGCAAAUUGUGGCUAACUGUUGAUUAUACAACAUCAACUGCUUCUGCCUAUAGUGUUGCACUUAUCAGCUAUGACAGAUUUCUUUCUGUGACCCAGGCGGUUUUACAUCGUUCUGUACAAAAAAGACACAGGCAAACUGUUUUUAAAAUGGCAUUAGUUUGGAUAAUUUCCUUCCUCAUCUAUGGGCCAGCAAUUAUAUUCUGGGAGAUUAUUACUGGCACAAAUAAUGUUCCUCAUUGCACUUGCUGUGCUGGCUUCCUUGGCACAUGGUAUUUUCUUAUUGGUGCAUCCUCUUUGGAUUUUAUUUUUCCAAUGAUCAGUAUUUUAUUCCUAAAUUCAAGAAUCUACUGGAACAUUCAGAAACGCAACAGAAAGAAAAGGAAGAGUUCCUCAUGUCAAACUUUAGAGGAAAAGGAAACAGUUGGUAGUCCUUAUAUUAUAGCCACUAACAUUAUUCUAUCUUAUUCCCAAGCAAGUAGGAGAAAGGGAAAGAUGGUGGAAGAAGAAAGUAAAUCUCCAGUUAAUAAGAGGCAUAAUGUUUCUUUCACGCAAAACCUUAACAUACCAAACAAAGGCAAUGUCUUAGUAAUGGCACUAAACCGUGACAAGAAAGUUGCUAAAUCUCUUGCCAUUUUGGUUUCAAUUUUUGCCCUUUGCUGGGCUCCUUAUUCAUUCCUUGUGAGUAUCCGUGCUGCCUGCCAAGGGUAUUGUGUUGGUUCCCUCUGGUAUUACUACCAAGGCCUGCUCGGCCUUUACUGGGUUGAAUUGAGUACCAAAGAGGAAGCAGAGUUCAGGCAAGCUAGAAUAGUCCAAAGAGUAGUAUCCGGGAGGUUAAAGAGUCUCCAGGCACAGGUCAGUUCAGGCAGCAAACAGAGGAGUCAGAAUCAGGAAAGAAGGUCAGGAACCAGAAGAUCAGUCAGGAAAAGCAAUUUAGAGUGCAACAAAAGUCCUAUAUUUGGGCAUUGA